UGUAAAAUGCUUUUUUUGACUGAUUAUAUUUGUCGUAUAAUUGAUCGACUUCCUUAUCGUCAAUAUCUUCACAAUCCUCGUCACUAUCACUCAAUCUGUAGCAGUUAUGACAUAUGUAUAAAUCGUCAUCGCUAGUCAUGUUAUUAUCGUUUACAGUCAUCACACUGUAGUUCACCAGAUCUGAUGCCCUUUAGGCAGGCAGAGCACUGUGUUGCUGUUUGUGAAUUCUUACCUUUACCUUGUUUUUCGUUUCGUUUUUCAUGCUUCUUCCUUUUUCUACUUUCCUUCUCUUCUUCCUGCUGUUUCUACAAUUCUUCUGUUUUCCUGAAUAUCUCCGGAUAUCGCUCAGAUGUUAUAGCAAAAGGGAAUCUCUCUAUGUUUCGUUUACCCUUUCUUGCUGGUGCAGAAGGUUUCUUGCGAACGCGUCCAGGAUCAGCGAUGUCAAGUGCUUCAACGAGCUCCGCAAGCUCCUCCGAAACAAAAGAGGAACCAUCUGGAGGAAACCUGGCUAUCAAAGAUGUUGUUGCAGCGUUGAAGUGGGUCAAAACGAACAUCGGUGCCUUCGGAGGUGAUCCCAAAAGAGUCACUUUGGUUGGACAUGAUACUGGUGCUGCUAUUGCAAACUUGUUAUUUGUGAUGCCAUCUUCAAAAGGAUUAUUUCAUCGAGUGAUUCUUCUAAGUGGGACUGCUCUGAGCUCGUGGGCCACCAUCCACGAUGCAGAUUCGAUACGGUUAAGCGUCGGAAAACAAACUGGUUGCCUAGCAACGGAUGCUACCGGAGAUGAGGAUAUCGAUAUCGCCUCGUGCUUACGGUCUAGAAACGGUAAUAUCGCUACUACAUUAGAACUGCUGCUUUUCAAAGAUAAAAGUUAUGAACAAUAA
Messenger RNA from Acanthoscelides obtectus, 882 nucleotides. Lineage: Eukaryota; Metazoa; Arthropoda; Insecta; Coleoptera; Chrysomelidae. The record is from the annotation of a GenBank genome assembly.